Messenger RNA from Canis lupus familiaris (dog), 1701 nucleotides. RefSeq names its product WD repeat containing, antisense to TP73 (gene WRAP73). Gene Ontology annotation, biological process: mitotic sister chromatid segregation; microtubule anchoring at mitotic spindle pole body; protein localization to mitotic spindle pole body. Gene Ontology annotation, cellular component: mitotic spindle; microtubule organizing center; MWP complex. Bases 90 to 1490 code for a protein of 466 amino acids. The transcript has 12 exons. Lineage: Eukaryota; Metazoa; Chordata; Mammalia; Carnivora; Canidae. Gene Ontology annotation, molecular function: protein binding. The record is from RefSeq and is a predicted model, not a curated record.
UCCGCUCUCCGUCACUUCCGGCCGCGGAGGUAGCGGUUGCGGCCGUCCCAGCUGCACAGAAGCGCGCGGCCCCGGGGUCUGCGGUCGCCAUGAACUUCUCCGAGGUGUUCAAGCUCUCCAACCUGCUCUGCAAGUUCUCCCCGGAUGGCAAAUACCUGGCUUCUUGUGUGCAGUACCGGUUAGUGGUCCGCGAUGUGAACACCCUUCAGAUCCUUCAGCUGUACACAUGCCUGGACCAGAUCCAGCACAUCGAGUGGUCGGCGGACUCCCUGUUUAUCCUGUGUGCCAUGUACAAGCGGGGGCUGGUGCAGGUGUGGUCCUUGGAGCAGCCGGAAUGGCACUGCAGAAUCGACGAGGGCUCGGCCGGGCUGGUGGCCUCAUGCUGGAGCCCCGACGGGCGCCACAUUCUCAAUACCACUGAGUUCCAUCUGCGGAUAACUGUCUGGUCCUUGUGCACAAAAUCUGUGUCCUACAUCAAAUAUCCUAAGGCCUGUCAGCAGGCAGGCCCUUCUCUCACAGGGAUCACCUUCACCAGGGAUGGCCGCUACAUGGCGCUGGCAGAGCGGCGCGACUGCAAGGAUCAUGUGAGCGUCUUUGUCUGCAGCGACUGGCAGCUCCUGCGGCACUUCGAUACGGAGACCCAGGACCUCGCAGGGAUUGAGUGGGCCCCCAACGGCUGUGUGCUGGCAGUGUGGGACACCUGUCUGGAGUACAAGGUCCUGCUUUACUCCUUGGAUGGCCGGCUCCUGUCUGCGUACUGUGCCUACGAGUGGUCCCUGGGUGUCAAGUCAGUGGCCUGGAGCCCCAGCAGUCAAUUCCUAGCGGUUGGAAGCUAUGACGGGAAGGUGCGCAUUCUUAAUCACGUGACUUGGAAAAUGAUCACAGAGUUUGGGCAUCCAGCAACCGUCAAUAAUCCCAAAAUAGUUGUGUAUAAGGAAGCUGAGAAGAAUCCACGGCUGGCCCUGGGCCGCCUUGCCUUCCCCCCACCCAGAGCAGCGCCUGGCCCAUCCUCCACCACCGAGAGCAAAUAUGAGAUCGCCUCGGUGCCAGUUUCCUUACAGACUUUGAAGCCGGUUGCUGACCGAGCAAACCCGAAAAUUGGAGUGGGAGCACUGGCCUUCAGUCCAGACAACUACUUCUUGGCGACAAAAAAUGACAGCAUCCCGAACGCCGUGUGGAUCUGGGACAUACAAAAGCUGAAACUCUUCGUGGUCCUGGAGCAGCUGUCCCCAGUGCGUGCCUUCCAGUGGGACCCGCAGCAGCCCCGGCUGGCCAUCUGCACGGGAGGCAGCAGGGUGUACCUGUGGUCGCCGGCGGGCUGCGUGUCAGUGCAGGUGCCCGGGGAAGGUGACUUUCAGGUGCUUUCUCUGUGCUGGCAUUUAAACGGAGACUCAUUGGCCCUCCUCAGUAAGGAUCACUUCUGUCUGUGUUUCCUGGAGACUGAGGAGAGGGUUGGCACCACCUUCGGACGGCCAGGUGACCACACGUAGGACCCAUACGUAUCCAGGCCUGGGUGUGAACAGAGGGAAACACCCCCCGGCACCUGCCGGCUGCAGAGUCGGGACCAGAUUUCUCUGGGGAGCUGCUGCAGCUAGUGGCCCAGAUGAAAGGACUCGCUUUUAUUUUUCUAUAGCAUUUUUGUAAAUAUGUAUGGUAUGAAAUGAAUUUUUAUUUAAAAUAAAUAUUUGGUAAUUCACAAAA